AUGUCCGCUUUCGUGGCACUUUCCUCGGCCAGCUCGGCCCCGGUGGAGAGGGUCCAGUCCUUGCGCGGCGCUGCCGGCGAGGCGCCAGCGCCUCGGGCCUCGUCCACGUUGUCUUCGCCCUCGGCUUGCGCCGUGGCUGGCGUCGCCGCGCUGGGUGCCGUCGCCGCAGCAAGCCAAAGGCGCAAGCACCGUGCGGCCCUGGCCAAGGGCAGCAACGUCAAGAUGCAGCGCAUGCCUCGUUCGUUGGCGAACGCAAAGGUGAUCGUCUGCGCGGGUGCGACCCUCCCUGAAGGCCGCAAGCUCCGAGUGGCAGUGAUCGGUGGAGGCCCCGCAGGUGCCAGCUGCGCAGACGCCCUUGCUGAGGAGGGAAUCGAGACUUACCUGAUCGAGCGCAAGUUGGACAACUGCAAGCCGUGCGGUGGUGCGAUUCCGCUGUGCAUGAUCGACGAGUUCGGCCUUCCCAAGGACAUUGUGGAUCGGCAGGUCCGAAAGAUGACGAUGAUCUCGCCCACAAACAAGGAAGUCCAGAUUGGUCAGACGCUGAAGGACGACGAGUUCAUCGGCAUGGUUCGCCGCGAGGUGCUUGAUGACUUCCUCAGGCAGCGGGCCAAGAAGAACGGCGCCACGCUCAUCAACGGGCUCUUCAUGGGUAUGACCCUCCCUCAGCAAAAAGAUGACCCGUACGUCCUCACGUUCAACGACUAUGCCGAGGAAGCGGGCAACGCACGCAAGGGGGUGAAGAAGACGCUGGAAGUCGAUGUUGUGAUUGGCGCGGAUGGGGCCAACAGCCGCGUUGCCAAGGACAUUGAGGCGGGGGAUUAUGAGUAUGCCAUUGCCUUCCAGGAGCGCAUGCGCAUCCCGGAGAACAAGAUGGACUACUACAAGGAUCGAGCCGAGAUGUACGUCGGCGACGACGUUUCCCCCGACUUCUACGCGUGGGUCUUCCCGAAGUGUGAUCACGUCGCUGUCGGAACCGGAACGGUUGUGGACAAGAAGGGCAUUCAGAAGUACCAGCAGGGCAUUCGUGACAGAGCAGCCGUUCGCAUCGAUGGCGGUGAGAUCAUCCGAGUGGAGGCGCACCCCAUUCCUGAGCACCCGAGGCCGUGGCGCGUGAAGGAUAGGGCGAUCCUGGUCGGUGAUGCGGCUGGAUACGUGACCAAGUGCUCCGGUGAAGGCAUCUACUUUGCCGCCAAGAGUGGACGGAUGUGUGCGGAGACCAUCGUCAAGAACUCGAAGAACGGGGUUCGCAUGAUCGAUGAGGCGGACCUCAUGGAGCACAUCCGCGAGUGGGAUUCCAAGUAUGGGCCCACAUACCUCGUGCUGGACCUGCUCCAGAAGGUUUUCUACACCAGCGAUGCUGCUAGGGAAAGUUUCGUGGAGCUCUGCGAGGAGGAGUACGUGCAGAAGGUAACCUUCGACUCGUACCUGUACAAGACCGUGCAGGGCAACGACCCCGUGGGCGACCUGAAGCUUGGAUGGAAGACCCUCAGCUCCCUCUACAAGUUCAACAACCAGAAGACGCCGGCCGAAGAAGGCGCGCUUGAGGAGAAGAUUCGAUCUGACCUGGUCAGUUUGGAUGGUCGCCUGGAGCACCUGGGUGGCGACGUGGGCACCUAUUUGGCUGCAACGGAGGAUGUUGGAGCCUCUGUGCUUCGCCAGCCGCUGACGGCUUUGCGGCCUCGGAAGCUGCAACUUGUGAAUCUUGUGACGGAUGCCACCUGCGAACUCUGUGUGUUUCAUGAUGACGUGAGCUUGAGGGGCCUCAGUGAUGACGACAGGAUGUGGGAGAUCAUCAAGAUGAGCUUUCUGCAAGUCGCCCAAGUGCUGGACAGCGUUGGGCUGGUGCACUACUUGGAGUACUUCUUGCAGCGUGGCAUUCUCGGGGCAAAGCACAUGCGCUUACUCACACUGCAGUACGUGCAGACAAAGAUGCCCAGAAUCUCUGAUCCGGAUGAGCAAGCAGCGAUUGUGGAUGCAGCUGCGAUUUGCAUGCAGGAUGAGGACAACCGCUUCUUUGAGGCAAGGUAUGGCGACAUUGACCGGUUAGUGCUGGAUUGCCAGCAUGCCCGCCGAUUUCUUUCAGAGAAGACCAUUCACGAGAAGUGGUUGCUGGACCAGUACGACUUGACAGCCCCAUUGCAUGAUGACACAAGCAGCUCCAUCGUGAAGUGGCAUGUGCCAAAAGCAGAUAUGGAUUCUUUCAAUGAUCAUGAAGAUUGGGUGGCCGCGACUGGCUGCGAUGGCUUUAUGUUUCUUUGGCCUGUCAUUCCUGGAAACCGAGUUCCUCCUAUUGUGAGGUGCAGAAUGGUCCACUCCAUGCCAUGCAUUGAUUUUGUGGUUGACUGGCAGACCAUGCAGGCGGUUACCUGUGGUCUUGACAACAAGAUAGCACUCUACAGUUUCGGGCAGGAUAAGAUCCAGGGAACAUUUCGCGACAAGCACACAGAGUCGCAGGGCUUCUUGUGCAUUGAUGCCAAGAUUUCACACGAAAUGGCAGCUGCUGGAACUAACUUCGGUUACGUCAAGCUCUUGGAUAUGCGGAGCGAAGAGUUCAUCUUGUCUUUGCCUAUCCAUACCGAUCAUUGCAAGGGCGUGCGUGUGGACUGGGAUGCCAGAUUUGCUGUAUCUUGCUCCUGGGACAGCUUCGUGCACCUUUAUGACCUGCGCUCGGCAAAACUCAUUCACAAGUUUGUUGGCCACAAUGCCAAUUGCAGUUCCCUCUAUGUGGACUUCGAGAACUACGUGGCAGCAUCAACAGCGAAUGAAUACAAGUUCUUUCUUUGGGACUUAAGGAAUUAUCGUCAGCUAACAUUAUGUGAGACCCCUGGUCACAAUCCGAACUGCCUGAGCAUGGAUGUAUCAAGCGGCAGAGUUGCUACCGGUUCGGAUGAUGGACUUGUGAAGAUCUGGAAUCUGAAGGGUGGGACACCCGUGUGGGAGUCCUCCAUUGAUUGCAAGCACGAGAUGACCAUCGCCAUCGAUGCCGAUUGGGACGCGAAGCGCAUUGCGACCGCUUCCUGGGAUUACAACGUUGACCUCUGGGACCUCGAGACCGGCGACUCGGCUUGGUCUCCAGAGGAUGGCCAGCUUCAUGCGGAGGCCAUCAAGAACCACCUUGGCAAGGUGAAGACCUUGCUGACGAUGGGCAAGGCCGACACUCUGAGAGGUAUUGGGGGUGACAUUCACUUGUUGAAGGAGGUGCACGAGGCGGCGCUCCAACAAGCGCAGCAGGCAGCCUCAAAGCUGAAGGACAUCCAAAGCAAGAGGAUGGCUUCGACAGAUGCCAAGCAGAAGGUCCAAACUGUUGUGGAUCAAUCACAAACGGUCAAGGACUAUGCUGCUGCAGGCAGUUCGCAGAGCCAGCUGCUCUUCGUGUUGAUUGUCGUUUGCGUCUCGGUCCUUGGCGCCAUGUUCUUCAACAGGAUGCGAUACUACGAAAAGAAGCACUUCAUCUGA
Symbiodinium natans is the source of this 3456-nucleotide messenger RNA. Lineage: Eukaryota; Dinophyceae; Suessiales; Symbiodiniaceae. The record is from the annotation of a GenBank genome assembly.